Penicillium brevicompactum is the source of this 1785-nucleotide messenger RNA. RefSeq names its product C2H2-type zinc finger protein. The record is from RefSeq and is a predicted model, not a curated record. The coding region runs from base 1 to 1785 and encodes 594 amino acids. Gene Ontology annotation, biological process: regulation of transcription by RNA polymerase II. Gene Ontology annotation, molecular function: DNA-binding transcription factor activity; RNA polymerase II cis-regulatory region sequence-specific DNA binding. The transcript has a single exon. NCBI's taxonomy places the organism in Eukaryota, Fungi, Ascomycota, Eurotiomycetes, Eurotiales, Aspergillaceae.
AUGGCUUUGAAGAGAAAGGCCCCGUCUGACGGGGCGUCAAUUUCAAAACGACUUCAAAAGCAACAUGCUGAAGACAACAUUGGUGAGUCUAAUCUCCAGAUAACAGCCGAUAAAGCGAUAAAUCCGCUGACACCUUCAGACUUAGGCUCGGUAGACGAAUAUGUUCACUCCGACGAUGGCGGCGAUGCUGAGCACUCGGCUCGAGUCUCUCCCAGUGUAAUGAGCCAUGAAAUGCAAGACACCCCGGCAACGCCCAUGUCAACCACCUCUUCUCGGUACCCGUCAGAACUCAAGACCAUCCGCUGCCCAUUCGAGGGCUGUGAUAAAGCUUUCAACCGUCCGGCCCGACUCCAAGAGCACAUCCGAUCGCACAACAACGAAAGAAUAUUCAACUGUGAAUUCGAGGGCUGCGAGAAGUCGUUCUUACGACCUUCCCAUCUGGCACACCACGUCAAAAGCGCCCACAGCAAUAUCCGAGACUACCCUUGCGACCGACCUGGAUGUACAAAGAGUUUUGUGAAUGGGUCACGACUCCGUCGUCACUUGGCCGCCCACGAUGGCAGGGACCAGCACCGCUGCACCGAGUAUCCGCCUUGCAACGAAACAUUCCGCAAGCAUUCUACUCUGCAGAAGCAUAUUACAACUGUGCACAAAAACUUGAAACCCUUUCCGUGUACCAAGUUACACCCAGCUACAGGCGAAAAAUGUGAAAUGGCUUUUGACACCGCCGGUAAUCUACGUAACCACGAGAGUCGGGUCCAUUCCGAGAAACGGUUUACCUGCGUGGAGUGCGCUGAGAGUCACGCAGAACAGCAAUCUGGCAUCGGACAGCAAGACGACGAUGCCAGCCAAGACUUCUCGUUCCCUAGCUACGCUUCUCUUCAAGAUCACAUUCGCACCGUUCACCCUCCCCAGUGCCCCCAAUGCCCACUUGUGUGCUCUACAUCUCGUGAGCUGCGGCGCCAUCUUGAGGUAGCUCAUGGAGAUGUCAGCCUCGAGGACCGAAAAGUGUUCCCUUGCAAUUUCAACGGCUGCGGUCGCAGCUUCACCCGACUAGGAAACCUAAAUGUUCACAUCCGCACCGUUCACGAGGGCGAAAAACGAUUCGUCUGCGGUGAAGCAGACCUAUCCAGCUCCAAAAAAGUUGAAGGUUGGGACGGCAUUGGUUGUGGCAGCCGUUACGGCAGCAAGCUUGCACUGGAAGACCACAUCCGGACUCACCACAUGGGUCUCAAGAACCUCAAGUCGAUGCGGCGCGAGCGACUCGGCCUGGAAAGGAAGUCCCAGCAACAAAAUGGCUCUGUCACCACCCUGUCCGCUCUGACGGGUCAGGGUUACGUCGAAGACUCAGGAAGACAAAUCGCAUGCUUUUUAGAAACGUGCUCCCAUCGUUUCCAUCGCGACUAUGAUCUGUGGGUCCACAUGACUACCAAGCACGGACUCGAGCAAGAGAAUGUUGAGAAUCUUUUCCUGCAUCGGGCUUUAAUGGCCGACGACUCGGCUGCAGGCAACUCUCUCGGCAUGUAUGGUCUUGGGCUCGACCAGGAUGAGCAGUAUGGUCACCCACUAUACAAUCAAGGAGAUGGCUCCUCGGAUGUUGCUCAUGGAUCUCAGUCCAACGACUCGCUUCAUUUGCCCACUGCGCAGGGCCUGAACGCUGACUAUCUGAUGCAAGAUAUCCCGGAUGCGAGCGGCCCCGGGAACAUUGAUUCUAUGAUACCCAGCCAUGAUGGAAUGGCAUUCAUCGAUCCUGUUCUCUCUUACUCCAUGAACAUGGAAGAGUGA